Molecule: messenger RNA, 1375 nt
Organism: Suricata suricatta (meerkat)
Lineage: Eukaryota; Metazoa; Chordata; Mammalia; Carnivora; Herpestidae
Product: OX-2 membrane glycoprotein-like
Exons: 6
Coding region: 19-921 (300 amino acids)
Biological process (GO): negative regulation of macrophage activation; regulation of immune response
Molecular function (GO): cell-cell adhesion mediator activity
Source: RefSeq, a predicted model, not a curated record
AUUUUAUCACCAAAUUUCAUGGGUUUUCCACUCCACCUCAUUCUUCAGCUCUUCCUGCUUCCCAUCUGGGCACCAGGAUCAGACUCUCUACAUAGAAUAAUCUAUAAAAAUAAUGAGACAGCUGUAUUUGGAGAAAACGUGACGAUUUUCUGCAAUUUAACAACUCCAGCAGAUAUUGUGCAAAUUACAUGGCAGAAGAUGCUAGGUUCUUUGCCACAAAAUAUUGGCACAUAUAGCAGUACAUAUGGAGAAAAGAUUCUUCCACCAUACAGAGAUCGGCUGCACUGUGAGGUCAUCGAACCCAAUUCCUCAUUCAUAACUAUUCGUGAAGUAACAUUUGAAGAUGAAGCCUGCUACAAAUGUCUAUUUAAUGUGUUCCCACAUGGCAGCCAUAGUGGACAAAUUUGCCUUAACAUUAUAGCUGUAUCUGAAAUAAAAACUGAACUCCAGUCCAAUCUUGACUCUGAAGAUUCUCUUAGAUUUACUUACUCAGCUGUGGGAAAGCCUGUUCCUCAAAUAUCUCUUUUCCCAUCAAAAGUCUUGAUUAAUCCACCAGAGGAAAACCUUGCUCAGAACCCAAAUGGCACAGUGACUAUCACUAAAACGUACAACGUCUCCUUGGAGACUGUGAGGUCCCUAAGUCUCCAACACCUGAUUGUGCACAUGGAUCAUCCUCUAAGGAAUGAAGAGAAGAUAGUUCCCCUGUCGGUCAAACAAGAAUGUGCUUCUCGCUCUCCUUAUACUCCGUUGUUUGCAUUUGCUUCAUUUGGUUUAUCCAUAAUUUUUCUAUGUGUUUCAUAUAUCACCUUCUAUUUUGUUCAGAAAAAGAAAAAGUUGGAGAAUGCAACUGAAAUCACACACCAUCUGAGACAUCUUGAGGGGGAAUUCUUAAUGAGUCAAUCUCUUCCUGCUCACAGGUAAUUGGCAGAGCCAAGAACUCAGAAACUUGUUAAAAUAAGAAGACUCCUCAUCAUCAAUUCAAGCGGGAGAAAAAAAAGUCACAUCAUGAAAGAAGAGAGCAUUACAGAAUUGGUGGCUUGAAUAUAUCAUUUGAUACUGGAUAAAUUGAUUGCUUGAAUAUAUAAUUUGAUUCUGGAUAAAAAAUAAACGUACAUUUGGUUUGUAAAGUAUCUAUUGGUGAAAGUCGGCAAUAAUAGUUUUGCAAGAAAUGGCUCAGAAGUGGCUCAACCAGUCAGCACCAAAUUAUCAUGUUUUCCCCUUUACUCUUCUUUGUCUACGACAUAUAAUUACCCCUUCCUUCUUUCUCAUAACCCCCCUCUGCUUUCCCUACCAGAACAACACUUUUUUGGUUUUCUGAAACCUGUGCUCCCCGAAUUGCAAUCCCAAGACCCCAAAUAAAAAGCCUUUGUUCUUU